GUUACUCCACAACCGGAGCCAAAGAGAAAAUUAGAGUUCAUGGUGGAGCGAUUUGUUCGGGGCACCAAUGAAGGGUGCGCUAGCAUGGACCUCCCAAUCGCCAACCCUAUCGACUCAACCUUCUUCAGGAGGCGGAGGAGAUCCGUCGAUGCACGGAAAGGCUAGGAGGACUUGUAGAGCAAAGCAUGUGCACAACUUGCUCACAAUCGCCUCCUACCAUUGGAAGAAAGAGAGGAAGUCGAAGAGACGAGCCAUGAGAAUUUUGGAAGAACGAGCUCCACCAUGGAUUUCCAACCCCUCCCUCCUCCCGGUUUGACACUAGAAGAGAAAGUGGUACGAGCUUGUGAAAACUAUCGCCUCUCAUUAUUGGAGGAGAAUAAGGAGGUUGAAGGGGCGCUCAAUGACAACCAUAUGAAGCUAGAGGAACUCACCCCAGAGACCUCUCAUGGUGAGGACGAACAAGAAGAUUGCAUUGACCACUCUCAUCAUCUUCCGCUUCCCGAAAGCAACUUUGAAGACCAAGACACGAGUGUGGAGGAGCAAGAGAAUCGUUCCUAUGAGCUUGCAUGGCAUCUUGCCCUCCAAACCGUGCUUGAAGACAUGAAUGGGAAGGAGGAAGAAGUGAUUGAAGAGGAGGAAGAAAGCAUUGAAGAGGGGGAAGAUUUUGAGUGUUCCCAAGGGGAGGAAAUUGAAGAAGAAGGAAGGGAGGUUGAGAAAGAAGUAGAAGGAGCAAGUGAGGUCCAAGAUGAAGACGAGGUUGUGGUGGAUGAAGCUUCAACAAGUUACAAGUGCAAACACAGCUUUCCACCUGACCUCGACGUGCUUUUAGAGAAGGACCCAUUUGCGGCUCUUUGCCAAGCCAAGGCCAAGCCAUCGACGAUCCCUCUUGGUGGAUGCGAUGGUGGUAAAUCGAUGAUGCACUACAUGGUGUGGGGCAAAGAGAAGAAGGAAGAAGGAAAGAAGAAAAUGUCUCAUGGGUGGAGCCUCAAAGCCACUCAAGUUCACGAGCCCUCAAUCAUAGACUCGUCUAAUGCUCGUGACUUGAGACAUCACCUCACCGACGAGAACCUCAACUUCAAGGAGGUUCUUGAUUGGACGAAACUUGAGGAGCAACCGUCCGGCUCAGGACGUUAAAGAAGUGUUUGGUGGGAGGCAACCCAACUAUCAACGGUUUGCAUCUCUUUUCCUUUCAAUAAGACGACCAAUGGAGAGAUUUUAGUGGUGUUUUGACGUCUCCUUGCUCUUCAGGAUCUCGCCCGACCUCCGAUCUUGACCACCAACAUUCACCUCAUAUCCGCUAACAUCGUUCUACUUCCCUAUUAUACGCCAUUGAGGGCAAUGUCAAGCUUAAGUGUGGGGGGUAGUCCUUUAUGCAUUUUUUGUGAAUGAUUGGUGUGAUUUUGAAUGCUUGGAGCCUUGAUGUAUUCCCAAAUUUGAAAAAAAAUUGAGGGCUCCAAGCAAUGCUUGUUCAAAAUGGCCAAUUGGAUGGUGAAUCUCGUGCUUAUUUGGAAUCGUUCUUGAAUUGUUGCAUAUAGUUGAGUGCAUCCUAUUAAGAUGAUUGAGAGUGCAUUUGGAUUGUGCGAAGGCUUAGUUCUCAUGUGUGCUUAAAUGAAUGGAAUUGCCUUGA
Linum trigynum is the source of this 1627-nucleotide messenger RNA. The record is from the annotation of a GenBank genome assembly. Lineage: Eukaryota; Viridiplantae; Streptophyta; Magnoliopsida; Malpighiales; Linaceae.